AUGUCCCAACAAUCAUAUGCAUUCAUGCUUGCUUCUUAUCUUCUCGUUUGUUUAUGCAUAACAAUGAUUGUCAUUCAGCAUUGCCAUGCAUGGAAUGAUGAUUUAUUAACAUUAGCAAAUGAAGAUAAGAUCAAACAUCGACUCGUGCGUCGCUAUCCGAAAACACUCACUCAAAUUUUACAUGAAAUUUUGCAACGGGGUGAAAUUCAAAUACAACCGCAUCGUCUCAACGAACUUCGUUAUCGCCUUGACCGACAAAAGCAUUCGCCCUAA
Molecule: messenger RNA, 273 nt
Organism: Adineta ricciae
Lineage: Eukaryota; Metazoa; Rotifera; Eurotatoria; Adinetida; Adinetidae
Source: the annotation of a GenBank genome assembly